Messenger RNA from Corythoichthys intestinalis (scribbled pipefish), 6823 nucleotides. RefSeq names its product fibronectin type III and SPRY domain-containing protein 2. NCBI's taxonomy places the organism in Eukaryota, Metazoa, Chordata, Actinopteri, Syngnathiformes, Syngnathidae. The transcript has 13 exons. Bases 1727 to 3505 code for a protein of 592 amino acids. Gene Ontology annotation, molecular function: protein binding. The record is from RefSeq and is a predicted model, not a curated record.
AAAGUAGUCGUCCACGUCCUUCUCGUCCUGCGAGAAAAGCGUGUCGAGCACUAUGGUCCUCCCGCAAACGUCAAUGGCUGUGCUGAAGUACUUCUCCAGCUUUCGACACGGUGCGUCCGAGUCCCUCUGAGCGUCAUCCGAACCGCACUUCCGACUCGGGAAGAGCAAAUCCCAAAUGUUGCCGUCUUCGAAGUCGGACAAAUCGGGAAAACAAGCCGCCAACACAUCGCUUACACACGUAAGAUGCUGGUGGAUGUGUUUUAAGUCGUUCACUGAGAAGAGUCCUGCCCAACUGCUUUGAAGGCCACCAGCUAGCCCGAACUCUUCUUUUCGUCGCCGCCGCUGUAAUGUCCUGUUGUGGCAGGUGACUGCGAACUUGCAUUCGAUGACGUUCCACUGGACGAUAAAACCCAAUUUAAACACUUCGGCUUCUUCAAAUAUGUUACUUUUGACCGCGACCCACUCGUCCAAGCUGUCCGGGCGCUCACAAUCGACUGUAGACAUUUUCAAAGCCGAUGUUUGGACGAGGGCCUCGUCCUACAAGCUGGUGCUGUGUUCACGAUGUCCACCAUUUGCGUGACGUGAGAUGCAUUUAAGGAGGGGAGAAAAGGAUGGGAAAUUACAUCUCAAAGCAUACAACUUCGUCAAAUCUGACCAGUCAUCACGAAAAGAGGAAGUAACGUUCACGCGAGUCAUCCUUCGCUAAAAUUCAACGUUUACAUAGAUAGAUAGAUACUUGAUUGAUCUCCACAGGGGAAAUUUCGAUGUCCUUUAUAUUUUAUUAUACUGUAUUUCAUCAUUUAUUGAUGCAUAAAUACAGACUGAAAUUAAACAUUUUUGGCCGGUUCUGUUCACUUAAUAAAUGAAUAUGAAUAAAAUCUGAUUAGGUCACUUGCUUGUUUACACCAACAAAGAUGGAAAAAUUAAAAGCUGGCUAUUUUUUAAACAAUAAUUUAGCUUCACAAUAUUACUUGGAAAAAAAUGUUUAUGCCCAUUUUCGCUUGAAUGUUUAGGACCGGAUCUGGAAUAAUAAGGACAUCACGUAUUUAAAAUAAAAUUGUAAAAUUGUGUUGGGCUGACAUCUUAUUUUUGUAAUGCAUAUACAUGUGUUGUGCACUGUUUGUUUUUCGCUAUCGUUUUGUAACGGUAUCUAAACAGGUCCUAUUUCUGUCGAUUACAUCAGCCGUCCUACUAAUCAACCAGCCCCAUAUUUUUCGCAAUAUUAUUGUUAUUAUUUUCCGAUAUGUCUGCUUUUCUAAAAUUUACAUUUCUUAACCGUGAGUCAAAGUUAAUUGGAUUCUUUCAGUUCGAAAUUCGAGUAUAUUCCAAUUACGAGUGUCAGUGAAGGCACCAUGCUCCGGUAUUUGUAUUCAAGAGUCACACGAUUGGGGAUUUCCAUCCUGUAAUACAUAACCGAAGCAGUUUCCAUUUCGAAUGUCAAUUUAAUGUCAUUUUCGAAGGGACUGUACGUUCGAUCCAAUAAUAAUAAUAAUAAUAAUAAUAAUAAUAAUAAUAAUAAUAAUAAUAAUAAUAAAAACAAGGCAGUGUUGGCCUUUUCCCCUCAGGAUGCUUGACAUGUUUUUGACAUUUGAUCAGCAUGUGCCUGCCACAUCUAUUUCUGUCCCAGCUUGUGCAUGUUGCUGCUCUGCUCAGUGUUCAAACCAACAAGUACACCACUGUUGGCCUGCAAUGGUUGCGUGAAAGCUGAUUUAUUCUGCCAUUUCCCAUGGAUCUGAUUGAUAAUAGGGGAGCUAGAUUGGAUGUGAUUGCAGAAGAAGCUGAAUUUCAAGAGUUAAACAAAGACAUGUACAGCUCUCAAAAGUCUGGGAAGGCGAUGAACGAACAUGAUGAUGUAUUAAACAAUGCUGGUAUUGAGAGUGACAUCAACAGCACCAGAAAUCAAUUGCAAGAGAAGGUGGCUGAGAUGGAAAACUUUGCAGGACACCUGGAAGAAAUUUUUCUAACUGUUGAGGAGAAUUUUGGCCGACGGGAACAGCACUUGGAGCAGCACUACACCGACGUGCUACAGACAAUAUCGCAGCGUUAUGACGAGCGUGCGGCCAGACUGGAAGAUGAAAAGAAGAUGAAGCUGGAGGUUCUGUAUGCCCAGCUGUUGGCCUGCGGCCACGCUCUAGACGCCUCCAAGGAGCUCAUUGAAGAAGCCAAGGAGGUGUACCGAAACCAGGACAGCAGGCUUUUUCUCAAGGCAGUAGUUCCCACCAUUAAACGAAUUGAGGCGUUCGCCAAGGAGGAGAUGGACCUCACACUAGCCACAAGUCUUGAAUUUGAAACACCGCUUGCUGACCUGUCAGAUGUCAAAAGCAUGAUGGAUUCCAUUAACAUUGUUCCAGCUCCAUCUGCCCCAGUUAUAAACCCCCAAAUGGCAAACUCGGCCUCCCAAACAUCCCUACGUGUGUGCUGGAGUCUGUUCUCUGAUGACACUGUGGAGUUUUACGAGCUGUACUACAGACCCGUGCUGCAGGACGCGCCUCUGGACAGUACAGCUACCCCGCACGUAAGCAAGUUAAAAGUGAAAGAAACCCACUGCACAGUGAAAGAGCUUCUGCCUGGUGCUCAAUAUGAACUCUGGGUUACAGCCACCAACACAACAGGCAUCAGCCCUGCCAGUGAGAAGGCCUUAUACAUGACAGUUCCGUUGCCUCCAGUGAUCAAGCAGAGGGAAUGCUGCAGUUGUCCAGAGGCUGCGCUCAUACGUUGGGAGUCAGGAAACCCUGACCCUGUUGACUCUUAUACUGUAGAGCUCACUGAACUGAAUGGGCCUGACGGCACUGAGAAGGGGGUCACCGAAUCUGUGGUAGCAGUGCCCACAUGUCAGUCCCUAAUCCAGCUUCAGGCAGGCCGCCGUUACCUUAUCUCCGUGAGAGCGGUCAAUAUCGGUGGACCCAGUGAUAGGAGUGAGGUCAUAAGCAUAUCCACUUCUGGCACAUUUUUCUAUCUCCUUGAGGACACAGCCCACCCAUGCCUGUCCAUCUCUGAUGAUGGUUUUACUAUUUUUUAUGGAGAUGAAGAGCUGCCUAUCAGUGCGAUGGCCUUAGAUGAUAACAACUUUACCAGGUGCGUAGCAAUCCUUGGGGAUUUGAUUCCGGUGCGAACUAAGCAUUACUGGGAAGUAGAGGUGGACGACAGGACUGAGUUCAGAAUUGGAGUUGCAUACGAAGACACAGAAAGGAAUUCCUACCUGGGAGGAAACACUACCUCCUGGUGUAUGAGACACAUCCUCACAACUUCAAGACACAGGUACGAGUUUCUGCACAACGGCCAGAGCCCUGACCUAAGGAUCACUGUAAACCCUGUCCGAAUUGGCUUGGCGUUGGACUAUGACCGGGGCAUUCUGUCUUAUUAUAAUGUGGAUCUUGAACAACACCUGCACACCUUCCAGUGUCAUUUUCAGCGUUACGUGCAACCUUGCUUUGGACUGGACAGUCCGGGUGCUCUGACUAUACACACUGGGAAAGAAGCUCCAAAAUACACAAUACAAUACUAGACGUCCAAUCCAAUUAAACCGGAAGGGCUGGUAGGGUAUGAACAUUCUUUCACUCCCUGCAAACCCUACCAGUUCAAAUUGAAUGGUCAUCUAUUGCUAUCAAUGUCAUCCGUUGAGUUAAUGACAAUUACAUGAUUAAGUAAAACAGAAAAAAUGAGUCAAGUUUGAGGUGUUUUAUUAAAGUAUUCCAUGGGAACAGACAGCCAUCAUUUUCCAAGAGAAGAAAAAGGUCGUAAAAUGUGAGUAAACCAUCUGUAACAGAAUUCAAAUAGCUUCAAGGAAAAAAAAUGGGGCCUGAUUUGUGGUUUAAAAAAAUACCUUGCUGUAUAAAUCUGGUUUAUUGUAACAUCGGUAUGAAAAAAAAACAAAAAAACACUCCAUCGAAAAGGUUUAAAGUGGUUUUAGCAGUUGCAGUUUGUUUUCUCGGUUGUUGUUGUUGUUUUUUUUUUUUUUUAAUGACUAUUGUUUCCUAAUUUGAUAAACAGGUCAAAUCUUGCAUUGUGUUCAUGAGCGAGUCAAUCACCAUCCUCAAGAUUCCUCCGGUAUUCAGAAAUUCACAAGUAUUUGAUGUAACAGAAUUCAAAUAGUAAAAAGGAAAAAUGGGGCUUAUUUGUGAUCAACGAAAAUAAAAAUUUGUCUUGCGACUGCUCAUUGUAACAACUGUAGGCACACAUAUACAUAAAUUUUACCCCAAAACACUUAAAACCGGGUUGCAGGAAAUGUAAUUGAUGUUAUUGUACUUUGUUUUCAUGACCAUUGUUUCUGAAAGUGACUAGGUUGAUAAGGUAAAAUAAAUAACCUUGUCGCAAUGUGUUCAUGAGCUAAUAAAUAGGCAAAUUCCGGAUUUGUCCGGUAUUGAUAAAUGCACAAUACAUUGUAAUUGCUUAAAGCUGUCACAAGAGAGCAGCAUUGGUCUGAGCAGAAAAAGUAAAUACUGGCUAGGCUCUUCCCAAAAUCGGAAAAUAUGAACAUGGUCAUUUGUAAGGGUAACUAUACAAUUUAUUAUUAUUAUUUUAACUUUUAAUGCCUAUUUAAGCAUGUAAAAUUCAUCUAGAACAGAAAAUAAAGAAACUGACUCUUAAGCUAGCAGGGUCAUAGUAUAAAAAUGGAUUUUUCUUUUAGGUUGGAUUCAAGACUGUUGCUGAAAGUAGCUUUCGUUUGUGUAUCCUACAUAUCGGGCUGAGUCAUGAGUUACUGGUCUUACUGCUACGAGUCCUCUCCUCUUCUUCAUCGGAAGAGUCUCCACCAUAUGGCACCAGCCCUGAUGCAUCCAACAAAAUCUUGGGUUUCUUCUCACAUGUUUCUUUCACAAGACCUUUAAGACAAAAAAAGGAUGGGGGAAGGGGAGAGAGAGAGAGAGGACCCCCAAAGGAACGCAUUGAGGAACCCCAUGUUAGCGGUAGUUUGCAGUCAGUUUGAUCCCAGGUCAGCCAGGUCAAGACAUCGAUGGCCAGCAGGUCCGUGAACAUGUGGAGAGAGAGAAAGAACAAGGGAAAGACAAAAAGACAUAUAGAAGAAGACAAUGUUAGUAGCGUCCAGCAGGAGAGAAAAUCUCACAGGCUUCACUCGUCCUUCAUUCCUCCACAGGGGGCGGAGGUGCCAUUUCAUGCCAGACCAAUUCACUGGGACAUCGCACGCUCUUCCGGGUGGCAACAUGUUCUCUCAUGGCACUAGUGACGUACAAACUUUUACGUACUGUACCAUUUGACCAGAUUUAAAAAAAAUAAAAAAAUAAAUAAAAAUAAAACUGCAGGUGGCAUAAAUGACAACUUUGGUCAGUGAUAAAGACAUGGUACAGCUCCUCUUUUCUCUCCGAUUUCGGAGUUGGUCAAGUUAAUUGGAUUGAAGCGGUCAAUACUGUAUACCUUUUUACUAGGAGUUGUUUUCUGGUGGCACGAGGAGAAAGUAAAGGUUUUUACCACCAGGAAGUAUGUGUGACACCAUUGUAAAAAGGUCCGUUGAAGUGAACUUCAUCUGAGGAUGUGAGCAUUAAAAAUCGGGGGCGUACCCGAAGUUGCGGCACUGUUGGGCAGACUGUCUGGAGCCUGGGUAGCCAUGUCGCUCGGUCGCUUGCGCGGGCCAGAGGUGAGAACGGCCAAGGGAGGCGGUGGCGGGGGCAUCAGCAUCCUAAAAAGUUCAUUAACAGUCCAGGUAAAUACAUAAAAACAAAAAAUUAAAGGCGAAUUCACAAGGACAGACCUCUCUACUGUUUUUUCUUGGUUGACAGCGGGGGGAGGUGUGGACUUUUGAUGAGCAGGAGUCUCCUGGGAGCAGCUGGCAGGCUAAACUUGCCCAAAAUGUUUGACCAUUAUUUUUCAAAGUAGCAUUCAAUAUGCUUCAAGAGUAUUGUUCAAAGGAGCAUGAUUGCAGGCAUGACUCCAUAGCUAACCUUUUGUUCCUCAGUAGGUUCACAGACAUGCUGAUGUGAACUUCCUGUGUCAGGCUGAGUGUGUAAAGCUCCUAGACGGUCCGCUGUAUCACCUCGACCAGCACCCUUUAACACAAUAUAAGACACAUUUACAUGAACCUUUAUUUAAAAAAAUAAAUAAAGAAGUACAGGGUGUUCCAAAAUGUUUGACCCCAUUUCGUAGGCCAAUAAAUUUAACAAUUUUCGUUGGAAUGGCCUCAAAUUUUCACAGCUUGUGUAGAAACGUUAAGCCUGAACGAUAUAUCGUUUUAACAUCGCCAUUGCAAUGUGCGCAUCCGCAAUAGUCCCAUCGCAAGGACGUGCAAUAGUUUAUUUUUUUUUAUCCCACAAACUUCAUGCACUCACACAGCCUCCCUCCCUCUCCCAGCUCUUUGUUCCUUAAUCACUGUGGCACUCGCCUAUUAAAGUUAACAAUGUUGACAGAUGGUUGGUCUUUGAUCUUGCCAGAGAAGCAGACUUCACAUGCGCCUCAUACGUAAAUCAUCGUUUAACUUAAGAGUUGCUGCGCAAGGAAGCGCGCGCUGGAAUGAGUGUGUGUGUGUGUGUGUGUCGAGACGUUCGAGGCAGCCGGACAUGUUAUGUCGUGGCUAGAAGUGAUCUUGAGGAGUUUGUAAUUUCUACACGUCACUCCAGGAAUCACAGCCACACGUCACUCCAGGAAUCACAGCCAAGGUAAGUAAACAGAAGCAUUUAAUAAAGGCAAGCAUUUUUUUACUACUUUAUUCUGGUAUAAAUAUGAUUCGGUGGGACAGUAAUGUUUAAAACUGAUCAUAAUUUGUCAUUUGAAGUGCUUAAAAAUCAUUUAUUAAAAUAUAUAAUAGUAUACAAUAUAUAUACUAUACAUUUUUUCUAAAUCAUACUUUGGGGGAAAAAAGUGAAGAAACAUGUCU